This is a messenger RNA of Plasmodium gonderi, 1437 nucleotides long. Its product is annotated as thioredoxin. The coding region runs from base 1 to 1437 and encodes 478 amino acids. NCBI's taxonomy places the organism in Eukaryota, Apicomplexa, Aconoidasida, Haemosporida, Plasmodiidae. The record is from RefSeq and is a predicted model, not a curated record. The transcript has 8 exons.
AUGUAUAUGAACAGUAGAUGCAUAGCACGUAGGCCACAUGUAGGUCCCAAAUACAUGUACGAAAGAGGUAGAGCACCCUUAGUUACACUACAACUUUCCUUACAGAGCAAAGAAAUGAAUAAAAUACCUAAGCUGAACAAGGGAAAACUUACAUUGGUUAAUAGUAAAAGAGAGUUAUCCCAUUUUAACAGUGUGCUUGAAAUAGGUGGUUGCUAUUAUUAUGACCCCUUUACCAAAUAUAGCAAAAAUGAACAAAUAAAAUGUUACAAAAAUAUAAAGAGAAAUAUAGGAAGUUGUGUAGAGCAUCAGAACAAUAUUUUAUCAAAUAAAAGGAAAAAAUAUAUAUACCUUUAUGCCUUAAUUUUUACUGGUAUGUUUGGAUAUGCUACCCUAAAAUGGAACGAAAAAAGAGACAUUAAAUAUUUCCUGAACGAAAUGAAAGAAAUAUCAGAUGACAUUUUUGAUAAACUAGAUAACAUUGUGUUAUUCGUGUUAGAUAAAAAUAAAUUAGCUGAAGAAAAAAAAAAAAUUCAAGAAAUUAAAACUGAAAUUGAAAAACUAAACAUUAAAAAUAUUAAUUUCCUCUACACACAUCAUGAGGAAAGCAAAGAUUAUGCAUGCUAUUUGUACAAAGGAAGACGCAGGAGAAACAUAACUAAGGACGAGUUUAGUGUCACCUCCAUUAAGGACAUUGUUGAGCCCUUUUUUACACCACUUAGUGAAGACUACGAAAAGGUGAAUGAGGGAAACAAUGACAAUUUUCCAGUAUGCGUAACACAUGAUACGUUUGAAAAGGAGAUCAUUGAAGACUCGAAGAAAAAUGAAAUACUUCUGGUUAUGUUUGAAAAUACCUGCUUCUUAUGCUUUCUAUACAAGCCAUUUAUAAAUACUCUACACAAAUUGUUUAAGGAGAACAAUAUUGAGCUAAAGCUGAAGAAGUAUAAUAUAGAGAAGAAUGAUUAUGCGCCCAAUAUGAUAAUCUGUAGGGGGACUCCAACGUUUUUGCAUUAUCACAACGGAAAGGGGAAAAAAUUGGAUGAGUACAAACCAAAUGAUUUAAUCAACAAAAUAGACCAAAUUAUUAAAUCCCCACAAAACAUUAAAGAACAAAUGAUUGCGAAGGCAGAGUUAAUACAUGCAAGGAUGCAUCAGUUUGGUUAUCUAACUAUGUGGAUGACCGAGUCGAAAAUUAUAGAAAAUAUGCUUAUAAGAAGACACAUAAAGGAUAUGCCAAAUAACAAUGAUGAUGAUAUCGUUUACAAUGAAAUACUAACGGCCCUUAUAGAAGAAGAUAUACAAAGAAAUGAUUUAAUUGAAGAUAGCUUGGAUUAUACCAAGGAGAAAAUAAAAGCAGCUGAGAAAAGUUGCUUUGUAGCAGCUAUGAUGAUGGCCAAUGAAUUAAUUGAUGAAGAAAAAAAGAAUUAUAAUGUGAAUUAA